AUUUUGAGUGGUUAUGGUUUGCACUCUUAUUGAACUAAUACAACACCAUGUGAUCUCUUGUCUCAUGGGACCCAUCAUUUUAACGAUCAUUUCUCUAGCAAAUGGAAUUCAAGAAACUCUUGUGUACUAUAAAUACACUGUUCUCCUUCACAACUUCACAAAUCACUCAAGCAAACAAAUUUAGAUACAUUUUUCUAUAAAUUUGAGAAACUCAGCUUGGUCUAUAAAACAUUUGAAAUGGGUUUCCGAUUACCUACCAUUAGACGUGCUUCAUUUACAGGUAGCCAAGGAUCAUCCAAAGCUGUGAAUGUGCCAAAAGGCUAUCUUGCAGUUUAUGUUGGAGAGAAAAUGAAACGGUUUGUGAUCCCCAUGUCUUACUUGAACCAACCUUCAUUUCAAGACUUGUUGAGUCAGGCAGAGGAAGAAUUUGGAUAUGAUCAUCCAAUGGGUGGCCUCACAAUUCCUUGCAGAGAAGAUGUUUUCUUGCAUGUUACUUCUCGCUUCAAUGGACUAUAAAUCUUACAUUGAAGGAGACUAACUUAGAUUAGCAUAGACAUUUUGCACCAAUAAUCAUCAUUUAGAUUUGUAAAGUUUUUUCCUUUCCCUACAUUUGAAAUGGGUUAGAUUUGUCCAGCUGAAGGAAAAAUUCAGCAACAGAUUAUUUGUUAUUAUUUAUUUUACUGAUAAUGACACAAUAUAUUCAACAAUUCAUUGGCCUUCUA
Cicer arietinum (chickpea) is the source of this 722-nucleotide messenger RNA. RefSeq names its product auxin-induced protein 6B-like. Gene Ontology annotation, biological process: response to auxin. The record is from RefSeq and is a predicted model, not a curated record. NCBI's taxonomy places the organism in Eukaryota, Viridiplantae, Streptophyta, Magnoliopsida, Fabales, Fabaceae.